Molecule: messenger RNA, 426 nt
Organism: Meloidogyne enterolobii
Lineage: Eukaryota; Metazoa; Nematoda; Chromadorea; Rhabditida; Meloidogynidae
Source: the annotation of a GenBank genome assembly
AUGGAUAAUAAUAGAAUGAGUGUUGGAACUUCUGGUUCCCUGACAAAUAUUGGCACUCUCUCUCCUGUUGUUAUGUUUGAUUGGAUUCGGAACGAGAUACAAGAGCUUCAAUCUGACCAGCUUACUCUUAUUUUUGCGCAGGCAUUGGAACGACAAGCAGAUAGAGUACUUCAGUUAAUGCAGGAUGACGUGAACGUAAUAAUGCUCAAAUACGUGGGCAACUUUACGCGAAAUAAGAAUCAAAAAUAUCAGGACAUGGACGAUUUCGUUUUAAUUGCACAUUACCUAUGGAAAUUAUUAUGCAAAGUUUUAGCUUGGAAAGUUAAACGCAAUCAAAAUACUCGUCCAUUAGAUGAUGCCAAAAAGGAUGAACAGCUUCGCAUUAAUAAGGAUAACCCUUAUAAUUCGGCAAUUUUAAAGGUUUAA